CAGGCAAAAGUCUUACCACAGAGCAGGCAGACUCCUUGGAGAAGCUGCACAGAAAUGCUGGUGCUAAGCUCAAUUUUCCUCACUCUCCUCCUCUGCCUCCUGGUUGUCCAACUGGUGAAGCUGCAGGUUCGGAGAAGGCACUACCCACCUGGACCGACCCCUCUGCCUUUCAUCGGAUGCUUAUGGCACCCCAAAUUUUUUAUAUUUAGCCGGGAACUCUUGACAGAGAUGUCCAAGAUCUACGGGAAUAUCUUCACGUUGUGGUUCGGGCCCUACCCUGUGAUUAUAUUACAUGGCUUCCAAGCUGUGAAGGACGGUCUCACCAGCCACUCUGAAGAUGUUUCUGGCCGGCCUCUGCUCCCCCUUUUCAAAACAGUGGGAAACAACAAAGGAAUCACACUUUCCUCGGGCCAGAACUGGAAGCAUCAAAGACGAUUUUCAAUGGCGGCUCUGAAGACCCUGGGCAUGGGGAAGAGCGCUCUGGUGUAUCAGAUUGAAGAGGAAGCCCAGAGUUUGGUGGAAGUGUUCAGGAAAACUGAAGGUAUUGCUAUGGAG
Pseudonaja textilis is the source of this 555-nucleotide messenger RNA. The record is from RefSeq and is a predicted model, not a curated record. Lineage: Eukaryota; Metazoa; Chordata; Lepidosauria; Squamata; Elapidae.